Molecule: messenger RNA, 795 nt
Organism: Manihot esculenta (cassava)
Lineage: Eukaryota; Viridiplantae; Streptophyta; Magnoliopsida; Malpighiales; Euphorbiaceae
Product: PLAT domain-containing protein 3
Exons: 2
Coding region: 106-666 (186 amino acids)
Molecular function (GO): protein binding
Source: RefSeq, a predicted model, not a curated record
UGUAGCCCUUGAUAUAAACACGCACACGAAUCACGCCCCUUCAGAUCUCAUCACGCCUCAAAAUCUCUUUUCGCAAGUCCAAAGCCGUGACAGUGACUGAAUCUGAUGGAGAGAAAGCAAAUGAAGAAGAGUUUCUAUACCGCAAUACUCUUGGUCGCGCUCAUCUCUGCGGCUGCUGGAGACGAUCAUGACAAUGAGUGCGUCUACACCGUCUACGUCAAGACCGGAUCCAUCAUCAAAGGAGGAACCGAUUCCAAGAUCAGCCUGGCCCUUGGAGAUCCACAAGGCCAAUCUGUUUGGGUCUCAGAUCUUGAAUCCUGGGGCUUAAUGGGCCCCUCCCACGAUUACUAUGAGCGUGGUAACAUUGACAUCUUUAGCGGCCGUGGCCCCUGCAUCGGCACGCCCCUCUGCCGCCUCAACUUGACCUCCGAUGGCUCAGGAAAGCACCAUGGCUGGUAUUGUGAUUACAUCGAGGUUACUUCCACUGGGCCUCACAAGCAGUGCAGCCAGACUAUCUUCUACGUUAAUCAGUGGCUGGCUACCGAUGUUGCACCUUUCCAGUUGACGGCUCAGCUUGAUGGAUGUAGUUCGUGGGAUCAGCGUGCGAAGCAGGUAGUUAAGGAGAGGUUUGUUGUGGGGAAUGGAGGACGAUCUGCAGCAGCAUGAAAAGGGAACUGUAUCUAUAAUAUUAUUGGUGUUUUCGCUUUGUUGAGAGGCCCUCUAGCUAUUCAGGAUUUUCUGCAGAGUAGUGAGAUGAUGACGCUAUGCUAGUAAUAAUUUCUUUUCAUCUGCCAA